AUGAUAAUUAGUAAAACACUUAAUAAAACACAAGAAGAAAUAAUUAAAAGUAUUUCAAUUAAAGGAGAAACACAAAUAUCAACACGACUUGAUCCAGAUGAAAUAAAAGAAGAAAAUAAAAUAGGAGAAGGAUCAUUUGGAAUAGUAUAUAUCGGAGAAUUUAGAGGGAAUCAAGUAGCAAUUAAAAAAAUGAAAGAAAUUGAAGAAAAUGAAAAUAAAAUGAAAGAAUUUGAGAAAGAAGUAAGACGAGCAAAAGGAAUUUCAUAUCUUCAUUCAAAUGGAAUAAUGCAUCGAGAUAUUAAACCAGAUAAUUUUCUUGUUGUAACAAUUGAUGAUAAUAUUGGAAUUAAUUGUAAAUUAACAGAUUUUGGAAGUUCAAGACAUGAUGAUAACAAAGAUUCACAAAAGAACAAUUCUAUAGAAACAAAAAGUUACACAAAGAAAUUAUAA
Entamoeba dispar SAW760 is the source of this 450-nucleotide messenger RNA. RefSeq names its product protein serine/threonine kinase, putative. Bases 1 to 450 code for a protein of 149 amino acids. The transcript is spliced from 2 exons. Lineage: Eukaryota; Evosea; Mastigamoebida; Endamoebidae. The record is from RefSeq and is a predicted model, not a curated record. Gene Ontology annotation, molecular function: protein kinase activity; ATP binding. Gene Ontology annotation, biological process: protein phosphorylation.